Messenger RNA from Vidua macroura (Pin-tailed whydah), 4267 nucleotides. RefSeq names its product DnaJ heat shock protein family (Hsp40) member C12 (gene DNAJC12). The transcript is spliced from 5 exons. Lineage: Eukaryota; Metazoa; Chordata; Aves; Passeriformes; Viduidae. The coding region runs from base 2665 to 3258 and encodes 197 amino acids. Gene Ontology annotation, cellular component: cytoplasm. The record is from RefSeq and is a predicted model, not a curated record.
ACUGCUUGGGUCCUCUCCUGUUUCUGCAGCUCUGAGCUCGUGUGAGGACAAGGAUGGGGCACACCAUGCAAAAACUCAAACGAGUUAUAUUGUGCCUUGGACUUGUCAUAAAUGUGUUCUCUGCCCUCAGGAAGCAAAACCCCUGUAGUCAGUGGAGAAGAACUGGUCCUGGAGGAUUUUAUGUAUUUUACAGGAAUAAAUUCAAACAGAGAUUUCCAGACCUUACUGUUUUAUUUAAAUGGCUAUUUAUGACUUUUACAAGUUGUUGGUAAAUGUCCUGUUACAUUGGAGCAGGAUUUAGAUUCGCUCUGGGCUCUAAACAAACAGAAUUGUCAAUAUGUGUUAGGACCGAGAGACGUCUUUUGUUGGUGGCUGGGUACAGAGAACAAAUACGAGAUUUCCUCACCUCCAGAACAGUUUGUACAUCCUGAGCAACACUAACCACGGCGUGUGUAGGCAACAGUCUGUGCCAUCUCCUGCACUGCAAUUCCCUUUUAAGUGAACUUUGUGUCCUGGGGCUAAUCUUUGUUAUUUUUUUGUGUAAUACACGUGGGCUGCUCUUGCACUCCUUUUUGAUGAUGCUUUGGGAGUUGCCCCUCAGAGGUCAAUAGGAGCAGUGAAAGGCUGAGUUACGGUUCAGUGUAUUUUGCGUUCUCCAGAGCCAAACCUGCAGCUGUGCUGCGGGAGCCUUUGUGCCUCGAGCACCGGGGAUCUCGAGGGGCAGGGGCAGGAGCGCGGGCGCUGCUGCAGUGUGGCUCGGAGCCCUGCCGUGCGUGGCCUGCCCACGGGAGUACAGGCGGGGCUGAGGCUCCGGGGAGCACAUUCCCUGGGAGCACGCAGCUGCCAGGUUUGGCACUGCGGUGCAGCCCUUGGACCUGCGGCUGCCCGGCAGCACAGAAAUAGCCGCUGAAAGCUGGAGGGGAAAAGAGUUAAAGAGCUUCCCUUUCACCUUAUGCAAAUACACAAGGGAUACUUGGAAAAGAAAGGGAUGUCAGGAAUGCUGUUGGGAGGAGGGACAGCUGUUUGCUUUUUGUCCUCCCACAGAGUACAAGCUAUUUAAAUAUUGACACGUUCUGUUAUUAAAAGACUUUCUUUCCUGUAUUUUAUGGUUAUUAAGUUAUGAAUGGUGGAGAUGGAGAGAUUUGUAAUUGCUAAUUCUUCCACUUGUAGUGACGUUGAAAAAAAUUUCUAUUUUUUUAUUUACUCGGAGAAAUAUGUUGGUAGAGGUUUCUAUCAGAUUUAAAUGGUUUCACCAAGGAUUGUGCUUUUUCUUUUAAUAUCAUUGCUUUUAGUUACUUUGUAUAUUUUAUAAUCUUAGUAGGCUAUCUGAACAUGCAGUAAAAGAAGAAAAUUUCAGACGAUGCAAUCUUGAAGAGAAAAUGGUGUAAGAUUAAUAUUAAAUGUCAUUGCAGAACAUUAUUAAUGCAGAUAUUAAAGCACCUGUGGGUGCAAAAGUUAUAUAUAUUUGUUAUUCAUAAAUAUCUCUGAGUGGUCACUGGAUCCUUCAUUGGUUCACACAUGGCCUGUUCCAGCCUUGGUCACGUCCUGGGGAUCUGUUCUCCUACGAGGUCACUGCAUCUAGAACUGCAUAACCACUCACAGCGUCCAUUUGCAACUGCUAAGGAAACAUGUUAAUGGCAUGAAACAUCUUGGGCUGCGGAGCUCUUGCAGGGGUGGGAAAUGUAAAACCAGAACUCCUAAAGCUCCAGGGCAAAGAAUUCAGCAUGUGGUUAGGUUAGGAAGUAAUCUUUUGAAAUCAACAGAUCAUGGGUGACACCAAAGGUGUCCAGAGUCGCUGUUGGGCUGAGGCCUUGGUCAUUAAUCAUAGUUUAAAAUUAAGGUAUUUCACCUCAAUGUAAAAUGAGUUUCACAAAGAACAUGUUUUGCACACAGUACAAAUCACAGUCUGAAAGUAAUUUGGCAUGAGAAAGGGUGUUUAAUUUGAUAGUAGACAGUGAGGGUUUCAUGUCCUCAGGUAGUUUUAGCUGGUCAGACGUGAGUGAUUUACAGUUGCUGUUUGGUUUUGAGGAGUAGUGUCUGUGUACCCAAGGGAGCCUUCAGAGAGUGAAGGUUGCUCCCCUUGUGUCGAGCUGACUGGCAGACCUCUGACAGACUUUGGCAAGGUCGGUGCUUUGUUCUCCAAAUAUUGCACCCUGUCAUUGUUAUUUUGGAAGUGAUCCUUACUCUCUUCUGUAAUUACCCAUCUAAUCAUCUGGUCGAAGAUGGUGGCAAAAGUUGUAAAUAAAAAUGGAACAGAAGAUGGCCCAGGUGCAGGGCAGCCUCUCGGUGUGUGCCUGGUUUGCAGUGGCUGCACAGGGGAUGGCGAGAGAGGAAUCUCUGCCACGUUUCAGCGUCCAGAGCUCUGCGGUCUGGACGGGAGCCACGGUUUAACGCUGGAGUGACUCUGGCAACUACAAAUCCCAGGGAGCCGUGCCCAGAGCAGCUCUGUGCGGGCGGGCUGGCACCGUGCGGGGCCAAUGGCAGCGGGGAACUCCCAGCUCCGUGCGUGUCAGCUGCCAGCGCUCAAAAGCGCCGCACGGAGCUCGCUCCGGACUGCGAGCUGCCUGUUCCCUGAGCUACUCCAGAUUCCUGCGUGAGCUCUGACGUGACGCUGUGUUCCGCAGCCUCCCUGCCGGCUGGAAGAAGCCCGCUGCACCGGUGCCGAUGGAUGCGAUCCUGAACUGCAAGCCGGAGGACCUGGAGGAUUACUACAACUUGCUGGGAUGCGAUGAGCUAUCGACGGUCGAACAGAUUCUUGCCGAAUAUAAGAUUAAAGCCCUUGAAUGUCAUCCUGACAAGCACCCUGGAAACCCCAAAGCAGUGGAGGAUUUCCAGAGGCUGCAGCAGGCCAAGGAGACUCUGACCAACGAGCAGAGCCGGGCGCGCUACGAUCACUGGCGCCGGAGCAAAGUCGCCGUCCCGUUCCAGCAGUGGGAGGCCCUGAGCAGCUCCGUCAGAACGUCAAUGCACUGGGCUGUCCAAAGUAAGAAGGACCAAAUGCUGGAAGCUCCUGACUUUGGUAAUAGCAACAACAUAACUAACGAGAUGUGGAGCCAAGAGACGGCAAACAGUGGAGAUGGAUUGCUGGGAGGGAGCAGGGAACAAGAUGAUGUUGCAAUCCCUGAUGUGAAACCACAGUCUUCAAAGAAUCCAGACUCCCCAAGAUUUUCAGAGGGGAAUUACUGGCACUUGCGUUUCCGCUGGUCAGGCGAUGCUCCAUCAGACCUUCUGAGGAAAUUCAGAAACUAUGAGAUCUAAAAUGAGAAACACAAAGAAGCAUGAGAUCAUCUGUUCAGCAUUCAGUUUGGUUUUUUUAGCAGCAGUUAUAAAUGAUUUGCAUUUUGUAUUCUUUGAUUGUAAUGUGUUGUUCCAGUCAAUGUCUAGAUACUGAUUUAUCACUCAUGCUGUGAGCAUUACAGACAGAGAUUUUUCUGUUCAAUAAGCAAAGCCCUUUUCAAUAUUAAUAUGAAGUGAUGUUGUGAAGUUAUCUAACAUCUUGUAUUCUCAUAUAUUGUGUAGUGAUUAAUAUUCUUUCAAUGGUGUGAUGUUAUAAAAAACAUACUCGCAGUAGAGUAUGUUCCAGGGUGCCCUAGUCAGCGAGGAUCUUCCAAAAGCUUUAUGACAAUGAACUGUAAACAGAGCUGUGCUUAUCUCUUAACUCUGUGCUCUGCUUCACUUCUCCAUGGCAUUGUACUCACUGCAGUGAUUUAUAAUGUACUCAUUACAAACUUAACUUGUAGGAGAGUUGUGGUCUCAUGUUAUAGAUGAAAUGAGAAGGUUCUUGUUAUCCAAGGUCUCUGUGACAGAUCAAGCACUCCUAAAAAUCACUUGUCUUCUACCUUAACAGAAACACUUUUUGCACCAGCUAUUUGUUUCGGAAGGCAGUUUCAGAACUUUACUUCUCCAGAUAGCAAUUUUUGCCUUAAGAUGUAUUGGUGGAAAACUGAUCCCCUGUGUAUGUGUGCCAGCAUUGUCCUGUGCUUCAUAGCAAUUCCCCUCCCUGCUCAGGUGUGCUAGACAUGGUUUUACCAGGGUUUUGUAUGGUGAGGAAUGAAAAAUCAGACUAGUCAGCACUAAUGUGUACAAAAUCUCACAUGAGAAGUUUUUGAUACUUCGGGCAACUUUUCAAAUUCUACAUUGUUGUUUAUUUAUUUUGUGUUUGUUUUCUUCUUUGCAAACUUGGCUAAUAUGUCAGGUGUUGACAUCAUGGUUUUGUGCAGGCAGAUAAUUCCAUCAGCAGCAAAUAAAACUUCAUGCAUACAGAAAA